Messenger RNA from Caenorhabditis remanei, 573 nucleotides. RefSeq lists its product as uncharacterized. The transcript is spliced from 3 exons. The record is from RefSeq and is a predicted model, not a curated record. The coding region runs from base 1 to 573 and encodes 190 amino acids. Lineage: Eukaryota; Metazoa; Nematoda; Chromadorea; Rhabditida; Rhabditidae.
AUGGAAAUCGAUGGGGGUCCACCUCCAUUCAUCGGCGCCGUUGACAAGAAUCCACAUGAAGAUGAACUAGAAGAAGACGUCUACGAGGACGAGUCACUCGACUCAUCACACCUUCCGUUACCUCCAGAUGCGAAUAGAAGUCGUUCAGUGACACCGGAUAGAAGUCUGAAUUCUGACUCGAUUGAUGUGACGCAAGUCUCGUCGUCGGCGUCACCUCCGAAUGUGUUGGAUGAUAAUGAUAAAGGGGAUACGGUGAAAACCGCCAUUUCCCAAAACGAUUGUCCGGAAUUUCAGACGACGUCCGAUAAAGAAGACGUGAGUCAGAAGGAGAAUGAUGACGAUGAUGAAUGGGGAGAUUUCGGAGAAGUCGUUUCAGCCGCUCCUAUUCAAAAUUUCCACGUCAUAAAAAAUUCUGAAAAUUUCACGCGGAAAAUCUUCCACGUUUUCAUGAAUUUCGCUGUAAAAUCUAGACUUCUUUUGCCACCCGUAAAAAACCGUUUUGUUGAGAAAUUUGGACUUUUUAUUCAAUACAACGUCAUAAAUAAGGUUAGCAGUAUGAGUAUGAGCAAUUAA